AUGUCGCAAUCACAAUUCAAAUUCGCCAACUCAGAUGCCGAAGUGCCAGGCAACGGUACUCUUCCUUCAGAGUUUACCAUCAAAGCACCAGCUUCCACAGAUAUAUGGGCCAAGCCGCCCUCCACCUUCCGCUUCUCAGCCCCGAUCUUGUACAGGUCUAUGCCGCUGAAGUCAUUCAAGCGGGCCCGCGUCGCCUUCAAUGCCCAUUGGGAGAAGAACUAUGAUCAGGGUGGCCUAAUUCUCAUCCUAAAUACCGCCGAUGGUGGUCAGAAGUGGGUGAAGAGUGGCAUUGAACUCACCCAUGGCAGACCCCACCUCAGCGUCGUUGCCAAAGACAACUGGGCGGAUUGGAGCUUGCUCCCAGUGCCCUCAGGUGGUAAUCUGGCAACCCUUGAGCUGGUUAAGGAAAAGGACAACAGCCUGUGGAUCUAUCUUGUGGAGGGUUUGGAGAAGUCUCCUAUCCGGGAGGUCACUUGGGUCUUUGAGGAGGAGAAUGUGAAGGACUUGUGGGUUGGUCUCUAUGCUGCCCGGCCCUCAAAUGAGGGUGGGGAGUUGCCUGUCCAUUUUGGUUCCUUGGUUAUAGACCAGGAAUAG
This is a messenger RNA of Penicillium vulpinum, 594 nucleotides long. RefSeq lists its product as uncharacterized. The transcript has a single exon. Lineage: Eukaryota; Fungi; Ascomycota; Eurotiomycetes; Eurotiales; Aspergillaceae. The coding region runs from base 1 to 594 and encodes 197 amino acids. The record is from RefSeq and is a predicted model, not a curated record.